AUUAUUAAGAAGGAAAAAAGAUAGAACUUCUACUCGUUAUCUGUAUCAGACAGGGCCUUAAGCAUACAGGAAGUGUGUAUGCCUGUGUGUGGGGAGUGCAUGAGCAGCCAAAAGAGGACUGGGGUGUGAGCGUGUGUGUAGUGUAAUGGGAUCCUCUGUGUGUGUUGUGAAAAAGGUCCUAGUGUGGCCAUGUGCAGAGCACAGAGGUGGAAUUCUGGAAGCACUGAGAAUAAUCUUGAGGUAGAGUGAAACAUUUAUUACAGAAAUGUAUGGAGACCCAGCAGGAAAUGAAUUAUAAUUAAGACCCUGUAAGCUUUUCCUAACCUUUCAACUAUGGAUUAGAAAUUCCUUUGAGCAUCUGUACUUGUUUUUGCAGAAAUCCUGUUAUUUUUGCAUCUAAUUCCUAGUCUUUGUAAGAUAUAGAAGGACAAGGCCUCAUCUGUGUGUAUUGUAUUACUGGUUCCAAUCCUGGGACCAAAAUAGAGGAGAAAGACUAUGAUUCAGCACCAAGGGCAGAGCUAGUAGCAGUAGCCACUGGGUUCCUUUUUUGCUUGAAGAGGGAAGAAAAAUGGUUCAGAUAAAGCAGUUGGAACGUAGAUAUUCUUCAUUUGAGAUUGCACAGGGUAGAGUAGCCAGCUUUUGUUAUUGCCUGAGAGCGAUUAACUAUACAGUCUAUAUGCUAGUUUCACAUCAAGCUGAAUGCAGAAUAUUGGGACAGAAUAAAUUGGUUUCCAUGUAGAGCUAGGAGCACAGAUGAGUGCUGAUUAGAGAGUCUGGUUUGACCCUGAUCUCCCCUGGAGCAGAAAAUGACUUAAUUUUUGUUAUCAUAAUGACUGAGUCCAGAUUAGACUAACUGGGUCUGUUUUUCAGAAACAGAGCACCAGGGGCAAGGCUGAGAAUGAACUGGUUUGUAGGGAUGGGGAGAUGAGCCAUUAUUAAUCCUUCUUCUCAUUUGACUCUGUGAGCUCGUAAGCCUAGACCAAACUCUAGGCUGGGAAAAGUGUCAGGUUCUUCUAUCUUUAGUACUGAAUGGAAGACCUUCUGACCUGUGCCCUGGGCUGGGAUGAAGCUGGCAGGGCUGGGUCCCUUCAGCACAGCAAUGGAUCUUAUCAGUACUUUUUCCUAUUAGACUUGGAUUUUCAGAUAAUAACAGAAUUCCUCCUGGGAAUGCUGACUCCUUGCUUGGUGCCUUGAAGUUUCUCUGCGAUGAACUAAUGCAUUGGAACCAUGGUGCAAAAGAAGAAGUUCUGUCCUCGGUUACUUGAUUAUCUAGUGAUCGUAGGCGCCAGGCACCCAAGCAGUGACAGUGUGGCCCAGACUCCUGAACUGCUUCGGCGGUACCCAUUAGAGGAUCACGUUGAGUUUCCCCUGCCUCCAGAUGUAGUGUUCUUCUGCCAGCCAGAAGGCUGUCUGAGUGUGCGGCAGCGACGCAUGAGCCUGCGGGAUGACACCUCUUUUGUCUUCACCCUCACCGACAAGGACACCGGAGUCACACGUUAUGGCAUCUGUGUUAACUUCUACCGCUCCUUCCAGAAGCGAAUGCCUAAGGAAAAGGGGGAAGCUGGGGCAGGGUCCCGUGGGAAGGAAGGACCCCGGGCCACCUCUGCCUCAGAAGAGGUUGGCACUGAGAGCUCAGAGAGUGGCUCGUCCCUGCAGCCUCCCAGCACCGACUCCACCCCCGAUGUGAACCAGUCUCCACGUGGUGGAAAACGCCGGGCCAAGGCAGGAAGCCGCUCCCGCAACAGUACUCUGACAUCCCUCUGUGUGAUCAGCCACUACCCCUUCUUCUCCACCUUCAGAGAAUGUCUUUAUACCCUCAAACGUCUGGUGGACUGCUGCAGUGAGCGACUGCUGGGCAAGAAGCUGGGUAUCCCGCGAGGCAUACAAAGGGACACCAUGUGGCGUAUCUUCACUGGAUCAUUGCUGGUAGAGGAGAAGUCAAGUGCCCUUCUGCACGACCUUCGAGAGAUUGAGGCCUGGAUUUAUCGAUUGCUGCGUUCCCCAGUCCCCGUCUCUGGGCAGAAGCGAGUAGACAUUGAGGUCCUGCCCCAGGAGCUCCAGCAAGCUCUAACCUUUGCCCUUCCAGACCCCUCUCGAUUCACCCUGGUGGAUUUCCCACUGCACCUUCCCUUGGAACUUCUGGGCGUGGAUGCCUGCCUUCAGGUGCUAACCUGCAUCCUGUUAGAGCACAAGGUGGUGCUACAGUCCCGAGACUACAAUGCACUCUCCAUGUCUGUGAUGGCAUUUGUGGCAAUGAUCUAUCCCCUGGAGUAUAUGUUUCCUGUUAUCCCACUGCUGCCCACCUGCAUGGCAUCGGCAGAGCAGCUGCUCUUGGCUCCAACCCCGUACAUCAUUGGGGUCCCUGCCAGCUUCUUCCUCUACAAACUGGACUUCAAAAUGCCUGAUGACGUAUGGCUGGUGGAUCUGGACAGUAGUAGGGUGAUCGCCCCCACUAAUGCAGAAGUGUUACCUGUCCUGCCAGAACCAGAAUCACUAGAGUUGAAAAAACAUUUAAAGCAGGCCCUCGCCAGCAUGAGCCUCAACACCCAGCCAAUCCUCAAUCUGGAAAAAUUCCACGAGGGCCAGGAGAUCCCCCUUCUCUUUGGACGGCCUUCUAAUGACCUGCAGUCCACACCUUCCACUGAAUUCAAUCCACUCAUCUAUGGCAACGAUGUGGAUUCUGUAGAUGUCGCAACCAGAGUGGCCAUGGUCCGUUUCUUCAACUCCCCCAACGUGCUGCAGGGCUUUCAGAUGCACACACGUACCCUGCGUCUCUUCCCUCGGCCUGUGGUAGCUUUUCAAGCUGGCUCCUUCCUAGCCUCACGUCCCCGGCAGACUCCUUUUGCUGAGAAAUUGGCCAGGACUCAGGCUGUGGAGUACUUUGGGGAAUGGAUCCUUAACCCUACCAACUAUGCCUUUCAGCGAAUUCACAACAACAUGUUUGAUCCGGCCCUAAUUGGUGACAAGCCGAAGUGGUACGCUCAUCAGCUGCAGCCCAUCCACUACCGCGUCUACGAUAGCAAUUCCCAGCUGGCUGAGGCGCUGAGUGUGCCACCGGAGCGUGACUCCGACUCUGACCCUACUGAUGACAGUGGCAGUGAUAGUAUGGAUUAUGAUGACUCCAGCUCUUCUUACUCCUCCCUGGGUGACUUUGUUAGCGAAAUGAUGAAGUGUGACAUUAAUGGUGAUACUCCUAAUGUGGAUCCUCUGACACACGCGGCGCUGGGGGAUGCCAGUGAGGUGAAGAUUGAUGAGCUGCAGAGCCAGAAGGAUGCAGAGGAACCUGGCCCUGACAGCGAGAACUCUCAGGAACACGCCCCACAGCGCUCUAGCUCUAGCACCACGGCCAGCAGUAGCCCCAGCACCAUCAUCCACGGAGCCAGUUCUGAACCUGCUAACUCAACAGAGAUGGAUGAUAAAGCAGCAGUAGGUGCCUCUAAGCCCCUCCCUCCUGUGCCUCCCAGCCUCGGCAAAUCGAAUGUGGACAGGCGUCAGACAGAAACUGGAGAGGGGUCAGUGCGCCGGCGAACCUAUGACAACCCAUACUUCGAGCCCCAAUAUGGGUUUCCCCCUGAGGAUGAUGAUGAUGACCAGGGGGAAAGUUACACUCCCCGAAUCAUCCAGCAGGGCAGUGGCAAUCGGGCUCAAAAGCUGCUGCGGCCCAACAGCUUGAAACUGGCAAGCGACUCAGACGCAGAGUCAGACUCCCGAGCGAGCUCUCCCACCUCCACCAUCUCCAACAACAGCACCGAGAGCUUCGGGGGCAUCAUGUCUUUUGCCAGCAGCCUGUAUCGGAACCACAGUACAAGCUUCAGUCUUUCAAACCUCACGCUGCCCACCAAAGGUGCCCGGGAGAAGACCACGCCCUUCCCCAGUCUGAAAGUAUUUGGGCUAAAUACUCUAAUGGAGAUUGUUACUGAAGCCGGCCCCGGGAGUGGUGAAGGAAACAGGAGGGCCUUGGUGGACCAGAAGUCAUCUGUCAUCAAACACAGCCCAACAGUGAAGAGAGAACCUCCAUCACCCCAGGGCCGAUCCAGCAAUUCUAGUGAGAACCAGCAGUUCUUGAAGGAGGUGGUGCACAGUGUGCUGGAUGGCCAGGGAGUCGGCUGGCUCAACAUGAAGAAGGUGCGACGGCUACUGGAGAGUGAGCAGCUGCGGGUCUUUGUCCUGAGCAAGCUGAACCGCACAGUGCAGUCAGAGGACGAUGCCCGGCAGGACCUUAUCCCAGAUGUGGAGAUCAGUCGAAAGGUGUACAAGGGAAUGUUAGACCUGCUCAAGUGCACAGUGCUCAGCCUGGAGCAGUCCUAUGCCCAUUCAGGUCUGGGCGGCAUGGCGAGCAUCUUUGGGCUUUUGGAGAUCGCUCAGACCCACUACUAUAGCAAAGAACCAGACAAACGGAAGAGAAGUCCAACAGAGAGCAUAAAUACACCAGUUGGCAAGGAUCCUGGCCUGGCUGGUCGUGGGGACCCAAAGGCUACAGCACAGCUGAGAGUUCCCCAGCUGGGGCCUCGGGCACCAAGUGCUACAGGAAAGGGUCCUAAGGAACUGGACACCAGAAGUUUAAAGGAAGAGAAUUUUGUAGCAUCUAUUGGGCCUGAAGCAAUCAAACCCAUCUUUGACCUUGGUGAGACAGAGGAGAAGAAGUCCCAGAUCAGCGCAGAUAGCAGUGUGAGUCUGACAUCCGGUUCCCAGAGGACCGACCCAGACUCUGCUGUCAGCGUGAGCCCGGCUGUCAUGAUCCGAAGCUCCAGUCAGGACUCUGAAGUUAGCACCGUGGUGAGUAAUAGUUCUGGAGAGACCCUUGGAGCAGACAGUGACUUGAGCAGCAAUGCAGGCGAUGGACCAGGUGUCGAGGGAAGCACUCACUUGACAAGCUCUCGGGGCACUUUGUCCGAUAGUGAAAUUGAGACCAACUCUGCCACCAGUGCUAUCUUUGGUAAAGCCCACAGCUUAAAGCCGAGCAUAAGGGAGAAGUUGGCGGGCAGCCCGGUUCGCUCUUACGAAGAUGUAAGCCAGCGAGUCUAUCUCUACGAGGGACUCCUAGGAAGGGACAAAGGAUCGAUGUGGGACCAGUUAGAGGAUGCUGCUAUGGAGACCUUUUCUAUGAGCAAAGAGCGUUCUACUUUAUGGGACCAAAUGCAGUUCUGGGAAGAUGCGUUCUUAGAUGCUGUGAUGUUGGAGAGAGAAGGGAUGGGUAUGGACCAGGGUCCCCAGGAAAUGAUAGACAGGUACCUGUCACUGGGAGAACAUGACCGGAAGCGCCUAGAGGAUGACGAAGAUCGUUUGCUGGCCACGCUUUUGCAUAACCUCAUCUCUUAUAUGCUGCUAAUGAAGGUACAGAAGAAUGACAUCCGGAAGAAGGUGAGGCGCCUAAUGGGAAAGUCCCAUAUUGGGCUUGUAUACAGCCAGCAAAUCAAUGAAGUACUUGAUCAGCUGACUAACCUGAAUGGCCGUGAUCUCUCUAUCCGGUCCAGUGGUAGCCGCCACAUGAAGAAGCAGACCUUUGUAGUACAUGCAGGGACAGACACAAAUGGAGAUAUCUUUUUCAUGGAGGUGUGUGACGACUGCGUGGUGCUGCGCAGUAACAUCGGGACCGUGUAUGAGCGCUGGUGGUAUGAGAAGCUCAUCAACAUGACCUACUGUCCCAAGACCAAGGUGCUGUGCUUGUGGCGCAGAAAUGGCUCUGAGACCCAGCUCAACAAAUUCUACACGAAGAAGUGUCGGGAGCUGUACUACUGCGUGAAGGAUAGCAUGGAGCGUGCUGCUGCCCGACAGCAAAGCAUCAAACCUGGGCCUGAACUAGGUGGCGAGUUCCCUGUGCAGGACAUGAAGACUGGUGAGGGUGGCUUGCUGCAGGUCACCCUAGAAGGAAUCAAUCUCAAGUUCAUGCACAACCAGGUUUUCAUAGAGCUGAAUCACAUUAAAAAGUGCAAUACAGUCCGAGGCGUCUUUGUCCUGGAGGAAUUUGUUCCUGAAAUUAAAGAAGUGGUGAGCCACAAGUACAAGACACCGAUGGCCCACGAGAUCUGCUACUCUGUGUUGUGUCUCUUCUCAUACGUGGCUGCGGUUCGUAGCAGUGAGGAAGAUCUCAGAACCCCACCCCGGCCCGUCUCUAGCUGAUAGAGGGGGGUUAAGGCUGCCCCAACGCAGGGGACACCCCUUGCCUCUUGCUGUUCCCAAGUGCACGAUGCUGCUAUGACCAGACGUGGGUGACGUGUGCGUGUCCUUUGCAAGCCCCUCGCGUGGCUUAGUUGGUUCUCAGUUAUGUGUCCCUGUCAGUGUGUUUUAGUGUGUUCAUCACAGGGCCAAGCUAGUCUCUUCUGCCUUUUCCCUGUCACCCCCAGAAGACCAGCCUACUGUUCCCUCAGGGCUCAAGAGUGUGUGUGUGUGUGUGUGUGUGUGUGUGUGGCCAUUGGCUUCUAAGAACUCUUGGAGUAUAGGCCAGUGUGAAUCCACUCUUAUGUGUCCUUGAGACAUUUGUGUUGUGGUUUGGUGUCCUUGGCAUUGUGACCUCCCGGUGCAGGACUCUGGCUCUCUGUCCUCUGUGAUCCAGCACAAGCAGGCGCCUGGAGUAGCCCCAGUCUGUGGGGAGUGAGGGAAGCUUGAGGUUCCCCACCAGGGGUGGGCAGGGAGAGGGAGGGAGAGUCAAGGGGCAGCAGAGUGAGUGGCAGCCUCCUUGCUUACGCAUUUCCUAAGCUGGCAGCUACUGCCCUGGGCCACAGUCCUGCUGCUGCCUAUUAUGGCCUCCACCACUCAGCGGAGCAGCUCUUUGCCUGUGGUCUUCCUUGCCUUAGGCAGAGGAGAACAGAGUGGUUGGGGCCAGGAGACUCCCAGGGACCACUGGGUGCUGUGCCCAGGAACCCAAAGGGGUGGGCAAAGCCAGGUUCAGUAUACACACCUGUGUCUGCCGGCAGCAUCUCCUGGCACUGGGUGCCAGAGGGGGAGAGGGUCUGGGAGUAGGCAAGAAAUGAUUGUACAUAUUUAUUUCAGCUCCACAUUAUUUAUAGAAAAUGUACAGGCGUGUGAAUGUGAAAUAAAUGUCCUUAACUCUC
Messenger RNA from Miniopterus natalensis, 7052 nucleotides. RefSeq names its product MAP kinase activating death domain (gene MADD). The record is from RefSeq and is a predicted model, not a curated record. Gene Ontology annotation, biological process: regulation of Rab protein signal transduction; regulation of apoptotic process. Gene Ontology annotation, molecular function: guanyl-nucleotide exchange factor activity. Lineage: Eukaryota; Metazoa; Chordata; Mammalia; Chiroptera; Miniopteridae. Gene Ontology annotation, cellular component: cytosol.